UCAGAAACAAGGAGAAGAAGGUUGCCCCAUUCCUUCCCCUCUUGGCCAGCUACGGCAGGGUGACUCCUUCUCUUUUCCUCUUCAGAAUCCCACAAACCCUAAGGAGAGCAGCCUCUCCUUCAUUCUUCGUGACCGAAGCAAGAGCGGCGCCGCAUGGACGGAGACGACGGUUAUGACGGAAAUUACGGCGACCGAAAUCGACGUGAGUGAACAUUGGAGUUAGGAGGGGACAGAUGUGGAGGAGAUGGCCGAAGGUGGCGCGAUGGUGGAGUUGAACGGAGGUGCGACGUUCUCGCGAAACAGCCUUCAUGGUGGCUCUGCAGUUCUGAGAAGGAGAUAAGGUCGCGAUUGGGUUGCCGGCGAGAGGGUUCGCGUUCUAUCUUGUAUUUCUUGUGAUUGGCUUAAGGAGUGAAAAGAGAUAUGAUAAAAGAGAAUUGAAUUUGUUUCCGGAGAGGGUACUAUGUUGAUUGACUUCUGCUUUCUCGAAUUGUUAUAAUUCUUAUCUAGGCAUUGCUUUGUUGAUGGUUUCUGGUUGCAGGUUCAAAAGAUGUUGGUAAAGGAUGGUAGUGUGAUGGCUGAUGGUAGUGCAGGGGUGUAUGAGGAUGUCAUGAAGGACAAAAAGAUCUUUUGAGAGUUGCAGUAAGAAGCGAGAGGUGCAGCACUUCACUGAGAUAUUUUAAGAAAGUAAUGAGGUUGGAAUAACACACUUUCAAAUUUUCUCGCUUCCAAGUCCCAACUUCCAAUGGUCGUAGUUGCAUUAUCCUCCUCUCUUCCCGUCGGGAGAAACCUCUUCUCUUCCUUACCAUCAACGCCGCCACCCGCCGACCGCACUCCUGCAGUCUCUGCCACUCCACCACCGCCAAUACCCGUCCCCAAGUAUCCCCCACCCCGCAAAUCCCAAAACCGUCCUCCUCAACCCCCGACCCUGAAUCCCGGCCUCAAAUACCACCGCCACUCCAAGUAUCACAAGCCCGUGCCACACGAUGGCGUAGUCGUCUCCGACGACGCGGACCGGUCCGUCAUUAUUGGUGAGUCCGGCGUGUCGUACCUGCUCCCCGGUGCACCGUUCGAGUUCCAGUUUAGCUACUCGGAGACGCCGAAGACAAAGCCGAUCGCGAUUCGGGAGCCGGCGUUUCUGCCGUUCGCGCCGCCCACGAUGCCGCGACCGUGGACGGGGAAGGCGCCGCUGAAGAGCAAAAAGAAGAAGAUUCCGUUGUUCGACUCGUUCAAUCCUCCACCGCUUAGCACGAAGGGCGUGAAGCACGUGGAAAUGCCGGGGCCGUUUCCCAUGGGUCAGUUUCCGAAGGAGGGUAAGACGAGGGAAGAGAUUCUCGGGGAGCCUCUAAAGAGGUGGGAGAUACAAAUGCUUGUUAAGCCGAUGAUGUCAGAUAAUCGGCAGGUGAAUCUUGGAAGGGACGGAUUAACGCAUAACAUGCUGGAAUUGGUACAUUCACAUUGGAAGCGUAGCCGUGUAUGUAAAAUUCGUUGUUUAGGUGUUCCAACUGUUGAUAUGGAUAAUGUAUGUCAUCAUAUUGAGGAGAAAACAGGGGGGAAAAUAAUUCAUCGAGCUGGUGGUGUAGUGUACCUUUUCCGUGGCAGAAAUUACAACUAUAGAACUCGUCCACAGUAUCCAGUGAUGCUCUGGAAGCCAGCUGCUCCUGUUUACCCAAAACUUAUAGAAGAUGCUCCAGAAGGAUUAACAAAAGCUGAAGCUGGUGAAUUACGGAUGAAGGGAAAAAGUCUUUUACCAAUUUGUAAAUUAGCCAAAAAUGGAGUAUAUACAUCCCUUGUAAAGGAUGUCAGAGAUGCUUUUGAAGGAAGUAUUUUGGUGAAAGUUAACUGCAAGGGAUUGGAUCCUAGUGAUUACAAGAAAAUUGGUGCCAAACUCAAGGAUUUGGUACCUUGUGUGCUGUUGUCUUUUGAUGAUGAACAUAUAUUGAUGUGGAGGGGCAAAGAUUGGAAAUCAAGGUACCAGCAACCUGUUCCAGUUUUUACACCUUCAAAAGCUGGUUUUACAGGGAAUUCAGAAAAUUCAGGUGAGACUGAUGACAACCAAACUAAUCAUGGCGACAACAAUGUGGUGAACACAAGCCCAAAAAUGUUAUCUCUGUGGAAGCAUGCAAUUGAAUCUAGCAAAGCUUUGCUGCUGGAUGAAUAUGAUCUUGGUCCUGAUUGUUUGUUGGAGAGGGUAGAGGAAUUUGAGAUUGCUUCACAGGCGUUGGAGCACUCCCAUCCAGCCUUUAGCAUGUCAGUUAAAGAAAAUGACCCAGAAGCUUCAACUGCAAACUUUGAAAAUAGUUAUUCUAGUGAGGACUUUCCUGCUGAAGAGGAGGAUGAAGAAGAUUAUGAUGACUACCAUGAUGAUGAAGACGAUGAUGUAGUGGACACAUCAGCUCAACCCGGAUCAUUAGGCAUUGAUAUGAUUGUCAAAAAGCUAAAACAAAGACCAUUUGAGUAAAUACUUAAUUCGACAUUAAAAAUGGUAAUUUCAAGAGCAUUUGAAUUGAGAAAAAUAGCAGGCUUAAAAUAUUAAAUUGAGUAAAAAAGGAA
This is a messenger RNA of Vigna umbellata (rice bean), 2550 nucleotides long. The record is from RefSeq and is a predicted model, not a curated record. NCBI's taxonomy places the organism in Eukaryota, Viridiplantae, Streptophyta, Magnoliopsida, Fabales, Fabaceae.